CGGAGUCGGGUCUACUUUCUGAAGGGUUUUUAGGGUUUAAGCCAUUUCGCUGAAUUUCUGCAUUUUUCUUUGGAUUGUCAACUGUGAAGACGAUGACCUCCAUGGCUGUUCUGUCGAGAAGGCUCUUUCGUUCUCUGCUGUCGAAUUCUAAAGCUUCUCAUCACCACGACAUCCUACCCGUGAUCUGUAGCUCGAAGAACCUUUCCUUCCGCUCGAUCUCAGACAUCGGGGAGUCCAGUAUUGGCUCGGACAUGAACUUGGACUCACAUUCAGUAUCUAAUCGACCUUCUCUCUCGCCGUCCUCGUCCCAGACGAGAACCAUCUAUAAUCGACCUCUGGAAAAUGGCCUCGAUGCUGGCAUUUAUAAGGCUAUAUUGGUGGGGCAGGUGGGGCAAAGUCCAUUGCAGAAGCAGCUGAAAAGUGGGAGAACGGUGACGCUGUUAUCAGUUGGUACGGGCGGUAUUCGUAAUAAUCGGAGACCCUUGGCUAAUGAGGAACCCAGAGAGUAUGCGAAUCGGUGCGCAGUUCAGUGGCAUCGGGUUUCGAUUUAUCCUCAGAGACUGGGCGAUGUUGUCAUGAAGCAUGUUGUGCCCGGUUCAAUUUUGUAUUUGGAGGGGAAUUUAGAGACCAAAAUCUUCACUGAUUCAACCACUGGUCUUGUUCGACGCAUUAGAGAAGUUGCCAUUCGCCGCAGUGGCCGCCUGGUAUUUUUGGGCAAGGGAGAAGGCGAUGUUCAGCAGUCCACUCAAUCAGAAUUCAAAGGUGUUGGCUAUUACUAAGAGAUGUUGCUUGCAGUGUUGUCAUAUGAAGUUGCAGUGGUCAUGGGCAUAAUUUGGGUUAGACAGAGGGAAUGCUGGCUUUUUGUGAAACGAUAUCAAUGUUUUCAAAGCGCAAGACAAACUCUGAAGGGUUGCUAGAGGCACAUGCAUAAGUAAUGGAGGCACACAAUGUAUGAGUGAGUAGGUUGAUUGACAAUUGAAAUACAAAUACGUGAUAACUUAUGCCAUAAUUGGGAAUGAUUGAGUACUGUUCAUUGAUGCCAUGUAUUUUCAAUAAUAGACAUUAAAUGCCAAUGGAAUUUUCCAGUCAAAA
Messenger RNA from Cucurbita moschata (crookneck pumpkin), 1092 nucleotides. RefSeq names its product single-stranded DNA-binding protein, mitochondrial-like. The record is from RefSeq and is a predicted model, not a curated record. Gene Ontology annotation, cellular component: mitochondrial nucleoid. Bases 93 to 779 code for a protein of 228 amino acids. Gene Ontology annotation, molecular function: single-stranded DNA binding. NCBI's taxonomy places the organism in Eukaryota, Viridiplantae, Streptophyta, Magnoliopsida, Cucurbitales, Cucurbitaceae. Gene Ontology annotation, biological process: positive regulation of helicase activity; mitochondrial DNA replication. The transcript is spliced from 5 exons.